AUGAGUAGAUCUGUAAAGUCGGUCACCACUCAGGGUAGAAAGAAACGAGCAGUUGCCACGUGCGUGUGCACAUACUCAGGAGAGUUUUCUAUAAGAAUCAACAAGGUUCCCUUCAAGCUCAUUACAAAUACCUUGAUGAUUGCAAAGCUGAAGGAGAUCAUAUGCAUUGUUGAGCACGCCAACAUCAAGGACCUUUCAUUUGACAUAACAUGCAAGGUUGGGGGAGAUGUCUCCCGGGUGUAUGCAGUAAGAAUGGCCUUUUCCAAAGCGAUACUUGCAUUUUAUGGAACCUACUAUGAUGAAUGGAAAAAACAAGAAAUUCAAAAGAGACUGCUGGACUUCGAUAGGUUUAGUCUUGUUGCAGAUUCAAGAAAGCGGGAGCCAAAGAAGUUUGGAGGUCCUGGGGCUCGUGCAAGGUACCAGAAGUCUUAUCGUUGA
Molecule: messenger RNA, 438 nt
Organism: Encephalitozoon romaleae SJ-2008
Lineage: Eukaryota; Fungi; Microsporidia; Unikaryonidae
Product: 40S ribosomal protein S16
Exons: 1
Coding region: 1-438 (145 amino acids)
Biological process (GO): translation; maturation of SSU-rRNA from tricistronic rRNA transcript (SSU-rRNA, 5.8S rRNA, LSU-rRNA)
Cellular component (GO): ribosome; cytosolic small ribosomal subunit
Molecular function (GO): RNA binding; structural constituent of ribosome
Source: RefSeq, a predicted model, not a curated record